Racocetra fulgida is the source of this 750-nucleotide messenger RNA. The record is from the annotation of a GenBank genome assembly. Lineage: Eukaryota; Fungi; Glomeromycota; Glomeromycetes; Diversisporales; Gigasporaceae.
GCAAUUUUGUUAACUGAAGACCAUCACCUAAUUGAAUUUCCUUCGCUUUUACUUCCACCUGGCGUAACUUCCGGUAGCAUAGUAAACAUUAGUGUAAAUCGAAAUUAUGAUCAAGAAGCUCGUCAGCGUAAUGAAUUUUGGGAACUUCAAGAAGCAAUUUUAGCAGAAUUUGGUCGUAAUUCGCCAGAACGUCCUAAACUUCACGUUAAACACAUUACUCAAACAUCUGUUAUUCUCGAAUGGGAGCCUUUAGUACUUUAUACUGCAACAUUCAAAUCUUUAGAGGUUUUCCGUAGUGGUACUCGAGUGAGUCAACAAGUUUCCCUUGGCACCACCAAUUCAAUUAAAUUAAGCGGUUUGCAAUUGGAUACAGAAUAUGAAUUUCAUAUAAUCAUCAAAACUACCGCUGGUUCUUUUGCCUCAGACAAGAUCAAAAUUAAAACUCAUGACUUAGAAAAUCUUACUGGCAUCAAUGUUUGUUUCGGUUCUUUUUCAGAUGAUGUAACUCCAACCAAGCAGGAAUUGAAAGAAGUUUUAAAGAGAAUUGGUGCUAGAUAUAGUGAUUCUGUUGGUAAUGAUACUACUCAUUUAUUGUGUAAUGAGAAAGGAGGGCCAAAUUAUCAAAAGGCUUUGGAUAAUAGUAUACCUAUUGUUAGGCCUGAAUGGUUGAUUGCUUGUGAAAAUGCAGGAAAAAUGCAAGCUGCUUUGCCUUAUUAUCUUGUACCUCAGCCUGAGGAGAAAGUAGCUUAA